GGAGCCUGACAGCCCCCAAAACGCUGCAAGAGGUGCAGGUUCCCCUGAUAGACAGAGACACCUGCAACAGCCUCUUCAACACCGGCUCAUACCCAGACGACCCUCAGGGGAUUGAUCCCAUCAAGCAGGAUAUGAUCUGCGCAGGGUAUCCGCAAGGGGAGAAAGAUGCGUGUCAGGGCGACUCUGGAGGACCCUUGGUCUGCGAAUGGGACAACGCGUGGCUCUUGGCCGGGGUGGUGAGCUGGGGCGUGGAAUGCGCACGCCCCAACCGCCCGGGGGUCUACAUCCUGCUGCCCCCCUACGCCGACUGGAUCCAGGGCUACGUCCCCACCAUACCCUUCACCGUGCCUGGCAUGUCCGUCAUGCAGCCCAACA
Terrapene triunguis (Three-toed box turtle) is the source of this 375-nucleotide messenger RNA. RefSeq names its product prostasin-like. Lineage: Eukaryota; Metazoa; Chordata; Testudines; Emydidae. The record is from RefSeq and is a predicted model, not a curated record. Gene Ontology annotation, molecular function: serine-type endopeptidase activity. The transcript is spliced from 2 exons. The annotation marks the transcript as partial. Gene Ontology annotation, biological process: proteolysis.